AUGUCUGUAUGUCUUUUCUCUCUCUCUCUCUUUUCUCUCUCUCUCUCUCUCUCACUCUCUUUCUAUCUCUGUCUUUUUCUGCCCCCUCCUUAUUAUUCUAUUUCACUCUCUCUAUUUUUAUUUUCCUGUCUCUCUAUUUCCUCUGUCUUUUCUGCUCUCUCCUUAUCACUCUGCUUCCCUUCUUCUCUUUCUCUCUCUCUCUCUCUCUCUCUCUCUCUUUCUCUCUGUCUUUUUCUGCCCCUCCUUAUUAUUCUAUUUCACUCUCUCUAUUUUUAUUUUCCUUCUGUUCCUAUCUAUCUAUCUAUCUAUCUAUCUAUCUUACAACUAGUGACGUUUAACUUAAUCUGUUCCUAUCUAUCUAUCAAUCUACCUAUCUAUCUAUCUAUCUAUCUAUCUAUCUAUCUAUCUAUCUAUCUAUCUAUCUAUCUAUCUGAAUCUGUUCGCGUCUAUCAGAUAACUUCUCUCUUCGCUUCGCUUCAUUCUCUUUGUUUCUCUACCCUCAAGUCUGUUUCAACAAUUUCUAACAGCCUUAUUCUUCCUAUUUUCCUCACUUUCACUUUCUCACAGUCACAUUCUCACUCUCGCUAUCUAUCUAUCUAUCUAUCUAUCUAUCUAUCUAUCUAUCUAUCUAUCUAUCUUUUCCCCUUUCUUUAUAACAGUCAAUUUCUGACAGCCUUAUUCUUCCUAUUUUCCUCACUUUCACUUUCUCACAGUCACAUUCUCACUCUCGCCAUUCAUCUAUCUAUCUAUCUAUCUAUCUAUACAUAUUUUUUUAUUUUUUUACCUUUCUUUAUACCAGUCAAUUUCUCCCUCGGCGUCAUUAUCGUUAUCUCCCCUUCCUUUCAGUUUCUCCCCCUCUCGCUCUCGCUCUCCCCCUCUCUCUCUCUCUCUCUCUCUCUCUCUCUCUCUCACUGUCUUUCUAUCCAUCUUUAUCCUCUCUCUGCAUCUCUCUUUCUUCUUUCUUUUUCUACAUUUUCCCUCGCACCUUCUGUCUGUUAUAAGCUGCAUCCAUUGUUCUCUUUCGCGCCUCUGAACGCUCUCUUCCUCUCGCUCUCUCUCUCUCACUCACUCACUCCCCCCACCCCUGUUUUCUCUCCUCGCUGA
Molecule: messenger RNA, 1104 nt
Organism: Acanthosepion pharaonis
Lineage: Eukaryota; Metazoa; Mollusca; Cephalopoda; Sepiida; Sepiidae
Source: the annotation of a GenBank genome assembly